Messenger RNA from Cordyceps fumosorosea ARSEF 2679, 5430 nucleotides. RefSeq lists its product as hypothetical. The transcript is spliced from 3 exons. Bases 1 to 5430 code for a protein of 1809 amino acids. Gene Ontology annotation, biological process: establishment of skin barrier. The record is from RefSeq and is a predicted model, not a curated record. NCBI's taxonomy places the organism in Eukaryota, Fungi, Ascomycota, Sordariomycetes, Hypocreales, Cordycipitaceae. Gene Ontology annotation, cellular component: keratohyalin granule; cornified envelope.
AUGGCUGCGGCCGCUGUCUUGGCUUUCCCCGAAAGCCCGAGAGGAAGCGCAUUCACUUCUUCUCUGACCCCAACGACUCAGACCACUGGGUGGGAUGAUAUAUCCUUGCGCCGACAACUACACAUUAUUUCUCGUGCCUGGAUAAUUGACAGGCAUUCGAACCAUAACACAUUAUACACUGGCGCAUCCAAAGAACGGCACCUAAUACUUCCCGACCUUUCGCCUUCUUGGCGUCGCAGAUUACGACAUCUAUACGAAGAAAAAGAAGUAGAUGCGGAUGCAACUGUUGCAGCUUGCGCCGACCAUCACACUUACGCCACUCGCCAGCAACCGCCCACGCCAGAUGUCGGCUUACUGUCGCCAUCAUCAGACUCCCCUCCGCACAAAGGCACUUCUCCCGACGAUUUGUUCGCUGAUCCGUCACGUCCCACUUCAGCGAUCGACUUUGAAUACCUAGACAACGUCAUUCAAGCCGCAAAGAAGAAGAAGAAAGGCGGUAUUAACAACAACAACAACAACAACAACAACAACAACAACUUCAACUGGGGCGAUGAACCCAAGAAAGAGGACGAUAAUGCCAAUGGUGACAAUGGCGGCAUCAACGGCGGCGACGCAGGCGGCGAUGCUGGUGCUGGUGCUGGCGGUGAAGGCGACGGCAACGACAAAAAGGACGAUCAGGACGACAAGGAAAACAAAGGCGACGGCGAUCCUGUCGACGACUGGGCAGAAGUCUCUGCACCCAAGUCUAAGAAGAAGAAGAAGAAGGGCGCCGACGCCGAAGCAGACGACGCCCCCAAGAUCCCAGACGCUGACUUUGGCGGAGAUGCCUUCCACGAGAUAAAGCUUGGCGACGAUGGCGGGAAACUUGAUGUCGAUUUUGGCGCUUCGGACACUAAGAAUACGUUCGGCUCUUGGGGUACCAAAUGGAACACUGGCGGCAGCUCCUGGGACUGGGCUGGGACCAAUGGGGCCGCCGCCGAAGAAAAGAAAGAGGAGAUCGACACAAAUCCAUGGGGUACUGCCAAGAAUUCAAAAAAGAAGGCGGGCACCUCCUUCUCCUUUGGUGCCUUGGAUGAAGCGGAAGAAGAUAAGGCUGCCAACGUGUCACCCGUGAAAGAGGAGGAUGACUUUGGCUUUACUUCAGUCGGCAAAAAGGAGAAGAAGAAGAAGGCAACUAACGCAUUGGGUAUGAGUACUGCUGAGGAGACAAAAGACACCAAAGCGAAGGAGGCUGACGCUGAUCCUUGGGGCUGGAGUACAACUACAACCAAGAAAAAGAGCAAGGAGGGCGGAGCAGAACCGGAUCCUGCCGCUGCCGCUUCUGCGGCUGACGAUUGGAUGAUGCCAGCUUCUAAGAAGGAUAAGAAAAAGAAGAAGGGUGUUAUCGAGGUCGUCGAGCCUGAGCCCGCGCCAGAGCCGACGCCAGAACCUGAGCCGGAGAAGAAAGACGACACCGCCUGGGAUACUUGGGGCUUGGGCAAGAAAGACAAGAAGAAGAAGAAGAAUGCCUUGGAGGAGUUAGUGGAGCCAGAUCCAGCCACAGCAACCGAGCCCGCCGACGAUUUCUGGGGCUCCAUAUCUAAGAAGGAUAAGAAGGAAGCCGAACAAGAGGUUACCAAGGACCCAGAGCCCGAACCCAAACCGGAAAAGAAGGAUGACGACCCUUGGGGCUUUGCCGUGGGGAAAAAGGACAAGAAGAAGAAGAAAAAGGCUGCCCUUUUUGACGACCCGGAGCCGGCGCCACUUCCACCGGCUGAAAACACCAAGAAGGCCGAUGAUGACAACGACUUCUGGACCAGCAUUGGCAGCAAGAACGACAUGAAGGAGCCGGAUCCCGAACUGGAAAAGAAGGCAGAAAGCGAUCCCUGGGCUACCAUUGGUACCUCCAAGAAAGAUAAAAAGAAGAAGAAGACCGAUCCGGAGCCGGAGCCGGAGCCGGAGCCGGAGCCUGUUGUUCCCGAGCCAGACCCGGAACCAGUUCAAGAAAACAAGGACGACGAGGAUAUCUGGGGCCUGAGCACUUCAAAAAAGGAUAAGAAGAAGAAGAAGGGCGACUUGAUUGACCUCGGCGAAGCAGACAAAAAAACGGAGGCUAAGGACGACGAUGACUUCUUCAGCUCGUUUGGCACCGGCAAAAAAGGCAAGAAAAAGGAUAAGUCAAUCGAUUUACUUGAUACUACUGGUGAGACAGAUAAACCCAAAGACGUGCAGGAGGUGACUACGGUUAGUGGGGCCGUUGACGAUGACACCUUAGCCUGGACGUCGACGAACAAGGACCCCAUGACUGAUCCGCCUCCUCCUGUGUCAACCCCCCCCAAACUGGACAUUACUGAGCCUAAGGAUGAACAAGCAGAAACCGACUCGAAAGCAAAACCCAAGGAUGAACCGAAGCUAAGCGCAAAGGAACUCAAGAAGCUGGAAAAGGAAAAGAAGAAGGCCGAAAAGGAAAAAGCUGAGCAGGAAGCCCGCGAAGCCGAGGAAGCCGCCAAAGCCGCCGAGGAAGCUGCGGCGGCCGCCAAGGAAGCCGAAGAACAAGCCGCCCGCGAAGCCGAAGAACAAGCCGCCCGCGAAGCCGAGGAAGCCGCUGAGGUAAAGAUACGACUGGAAGAGGAGGAGAAGGCACAGAUUCUCCAAGAGGAAGAAGAGCUGGCAGCCUUGACCGCGAAAAAGGCCAAAAGGGGGGGCAAACUUUUGAAGAAGGACACCGAAAAGUUUACUCUUCUUAUAGAAAAGGCCGCGAAGCGCGCUGAGGCAGCCAAGGAGGCUGAAAAUCUAGCUGCUAAAGAGGCUGAAGAGCUAGCCGCUAAAGAGGCUGAAGAACUAGCUGCUAAGGAAGCCGAGGAGCAGGCUGCCCGCGAGGCCGAGGAAGCUGCCAAGAAAUCUAAGAAGAGCUCUAAAGCCAAGGAGAAAGAGAAGGAGAAAGAAAAGGAAAGAGAAAAAGAAAGAGAACGGGAGCGAGAAAGAGAAGAGGCAGAGACGCGAGAGAAAGAAGAAAAGAAGCGGGAGAAGGAAGAGAGGAAGAGAGAAAAGGAGCGCAGGGAGGAGGAGGAGCGAGAAAGAGAAGAGGCAGAGAAACGAGAGAAAGAAGAAAAGAAGCGGGAGAAGGAAGAGAAGAAGAGAGAAAAGGAGCGCAAGGAGGAGGAGGAGCGAGAAAAAGAGAGGGAGAGGGAGAGGGAGAGAGAGGAAAAGGAAAAGAAAGAAAAGGAGGAGAAGAAGAGAGAAAAAGAGGAGAGGAAGAAGGAAAAAGAGAGAGGGAGGGAAGAGGCGGAGAGAAUAGAGAGGGAGGAGAAGGAGCGAGCAAAGGAGAGAGAAAAGGAAGAGAAGAAGAAGGAAAAGGAGAAGAAGAAGAAGUCUAAGGAUGCUGGUUCUGAAACUCCAUUACUUUCUGAAGAGCUCAACCCGGAUGAGAUUGAGGAGCUUCUCUCUCCGCGCAAGGAUAAGCCGACGACCGACGCAUUCGACUUUUGGGGGGUGAGCUCGUCGAAAAAGUCCAAAAAAGCUCUGGAAGAUGCUAUUGAGGCCAUCGAUGCGACGCCCCUUUCCAAGGCAAAUGAGGCCUCCUCGAUGAAGCGCAAGCCUGUCGGGGGCAAAAUUGCCGAUAAGCUCAAGUCUUUUGAGGCUGCCAGGGAGGAAGAGGCGAUCGUGGUGCCUCCGCCUCCUCCCCCGUCUCCACCAAGGGACGAGGAGAAGAAAGAGAAGAAGAAGAAGUCCAAGGUAGUCGAAGUCGUCGAGCCCCCGGCUUCCUUGUCCAAGAAGAGCCGCAAGGAAACUGGGCUUCCUGGAAGCUUCCCCAUCGAUGACGAGGAUCUGGAGUUUGCUACUGCUGACACGAGCCCCAAAGACAAGAAGAAGAGCAAGAAGAGCAGAUUAAAGACUUAUGACGAGGUCCCUCCGCCGCCGCCGCCUGUCCCCGACGCACCGCUGACCCCGCCGCCCGAAAGAUCUUCCAAGAAAGACCGCCCCAAGAUCAACCGCGACGGUGCGUCGUCUUGGGGAGCAUGGGGCACCUCGAGCUUUCGUAAGGAUGAACGCAAGGAGGAGCGCACAAGAGACGAGCGCAAAGAAGAACGCCGAUCAUCCAAGUCCAAGGCUGAAAGGUCGUCGAAGCGGUCUAGCGACAAGUCUCCCUCAAAGGGCUCUGGGUCGGACAAGGGCGACGAGAAGACGUCCAAAACGCCGUCGAGGUCGCGCGGCUCCGCUGCUGCCAGCACGCCUCCCAUCUCGCGAUCGAUGUCUACACGCGACAGAAAGACGAGCACUAGCCAUUCCUCACGCCGACAUUCCAUUGGUGCUCAUGGCCUUGCCUCGCCACCGCCAGAGGAGACGCCUGACAAGGCGGCCAAAAUUCUCGGCAUUGGCAAAUCUUCGAGCAAGAAAAGGUCGAGCCGCGCUGACCCGGACGUCGUUAUGAGUGGCGCUCUGGAUGCUGACGCAGCGAGGGCAGAACGCCGCCGCAGUAGAAAGAUCAUCCAGGAUGAGGACAUUGUCAUGGUUGACGCUGGUGGUCCCUCGGAAACGCCUCUGAAGCGCGGUGCUUCCGUUGCUAAGAAAUCGGGCUUUUCUGGUCUCUUUAGUGGUUUUAUGUCGAAGGGCAAGGCUGAAGUCACCGAUGACGGCGAGGCCAUGGAGACUGAUCGAGAUGCUCGUCGUAAAAGUAGGCGGGGGACGCCUAGUGACGAGUCGAAGGAUGGCUCGCGCCGCGAUAAAACGCGCCGUCGCGAAGAAGAGAGCAAGGCAGAUGACAAAGAGGCGCGACGUGCUGAGCGCCGUGCCCGCAAGCGUGAGGAGGAAGAGCGCCGCGAACUUGAUGAGCGCGAAGCCCGCCGACUCGAACGCCGACGCCAGCGCAAGGAGAAGGAAGCUGCAGCGAUAACGGCGGAGAGGGAGAACCGGGAUACCGAACGCGACGCCAAACGCCGCAGGUCCCGUCCGGCUGACGGCACCGAGGAUGAGGCGGAGCGCCGACGCCGCCGGGAGGCUCGUCGCGAGGCUCGCGCAGCGGCCGAAGAUGGCGGCAAGCAUAGGAGCAGCCGUCGGCACCCUAGCGACGACGAGCAAGUCUACCCGCAUAAGGACCGUCGGCGCGAGCGCGAGCGCGACAAGGACAAGAAUGGCGCAAACUGGCCCCAUUCGGGCACGUCUUCGUGGGUGAAGGAUCAUUCUGACGCACCUCCGCCGCCGGACGGCGAUGAUGCGGAUGAUGACCAAGCCCGGCGUGAGCGACGCGCUCGCCGUCGCGCCCGGGCGACUGGUGAAGCUACUGCCGACGAAGCCGACGACGAGAGACGCCGGCGCAGAAGGGAGGAACGCCACCGCGAUCGGCGCGUGCCCCCGUCAGAUGCAAGCGAAGAACGCCAGACAAGUCGUCGCAACUCGGCGUUUGUCGAGCCGCCAGUGCGGACGAGCUGGUGGAGGAAAAUUACUGGGUAA